GUCGCGUAGAGUAACGAGGAAACAACGUCAGCGCUGCUAGUCCGGUCCUUUUGAAAAAGCUCGACAUGAGUCUGAACGAGCACUCACUGCAAGCUCUCUCCUGGAGGAAGCUCUACCUGAGCCGAGCUAAACUCAAGGCUUCCAGCCGGACAUCAGCUCUGCUCUCUGGAUUUGCUAUGGUAGCCAUGGUAGAAGUGCAGCUGGACAACAGCUAUCCUUAUCCACCUGCUCUCCUUAUCGCCUUCAGUGCCUGUACCACUGUGCUCGUGGCCGUCCACCUGUUCGCUCUAAUGGUUAGUACCUGCAUCCUGCCCAACAUAGAGGCUGUCAGCAACGUCCACAACCUCAACUCUGUGAAGGAGUCACCGCAUGAGCGAAUGCACCGGCACAUUGAACUGGCGUGGGCUUUUUCUACUGUUAUUGGUACUUUACUCUUCCUAGCUGAGGUGGUUCUACUCUGCUGGGUCAAAUUUUUGCCUGUGAAGCCCAACAAGUCCAGCAAUAACACAGUUUCAUCGGGUGUGGCUGCUGCUAUUACCUCCACCUCUAUUAUGGUGCCCUUUGGAUUAGUGUUCAUAGUCUUUGCUGUGCAUUUCUAUCGCUCCUUGGUCAGCCACAAAACUGACAGACAGUUUCAGGAGCUGGAGGAGUUAUCUAAUCUCACCAGACUACAGAACGAGCUGGACAACAGAGGGGAAUCUUCCAUCUUGCAGUCUCCAAGCUCGCAUUUCCCAUAGACAACUACGGUAGAUGCAUAUUGCUGUUGGUACUCUAACACUUUGGGACUUCUUCAAGCCAGAUCAGCAACAUUAUUGGCCUCUGAUUUUUUUUUUUUUUUUUUUUUUUUACAGGAAUGAAGAUUUCUCGGCUCUUUAUUGUGAGUUUUACCUCUGUCAAAAGAGUUGUUUUUAUAGACAUGUUAUUUGAUCAACUGUGAACUCACCAAUCUGCCGUAAUGCAUGUAACUUGAAAUUAGGAAGUCUUAACUGUGGUAAUUGCUUGAUUGGUCUCUUAAAUCAUUGCAGAGACACAUGAACAAUAACCUGGAAUCCUGUCUGUUGCCUGCUGCAUUUAUUUACACAUUUGUCAGUGAACACUGCAUUUGUUAGUGUAUUUCUCUAUUGUGUUUUGUGAACCACAAGUAUUUAACUCAUUCUUCUGUAUUCACUGUGCAGAUGAUUUAUCGUAAUCUUCAACAUUUGUAUUUCUACUCCCUGCUGUGUAUGUUGACCGAGACGACAGCUGACAAAACAACAGUAUUAUCAGAUUAUAUUUGCUGACAUCUGUAGCACAGACUGUGUUAUUAAAUAAAAGUUUUCUUUUUUUUUACUAAGUGGCAUUCAAAGUGUCAGAGUUUUGAGAAUAAUUUGGAUU
Messenger RNA from Scomber japonicus (chub mackerel), 1374 nucleotides. It is a transcript of the gene orai1b, whose product is annotated as ORAI calcium release-activated calcium modulator 1b. Gene Ontology annotation, biological process: store-operated calcium entry. The transcript is spliced from 2 exons. Lineage: Eukaryota; Metazoa; Chordata; Actinopteri; Scombriformes; Scombridae. Gene Ontology annotation, molecular function: store-operated calcium channel activity. Gene Ontology annotation, cellular component: membrane. Bases 66 to 737 code for a protein of 223 amino acids. The record is from RefSeq and is a predicted model, not a curated record.